AUGGCCCCUGCCGAUGAGCUCCAUGUGGCCCUCGUCAACGCCGAAGUAACAGGCGUCACCCCAGAAGAAGAAGCAGAGUGGACCGAGAAAUUCUACCGUACCCUCGAAAACGCCCAACCAGACCAAGUAAUGGCCGCCAUGAUCCACCCCCGGUCAGCAAAGCUCGUUUCUACGCUCCCAGAAACCGUCUUCGUCGAAGCCCUCUGUCUACUCUCUCCGGCCCAUUUCAUCGAGCCCUACCGCGACCUGCAUCACGCCCUUCACCCCUGGUCCACUCUCUUAGCAGGCAUCAAGCGCCUUGAGAACCGCUUCGACGAGUUCACUCACAACCUCCUCACCAUCCGCGAGUAUCGCAUUGAUGGCCCCUAUGCCAUGGGCCUAGCUGAGUACACACAUCUCCUCGCAUGCGCCGCAUCAAUGGGCAACGAGGCCCUCACCCAUAAGAUCUGGCACUGCAUCUUCCACGAAGGCCUCGUGCCCAACGCUGCAUGCGCCGAGUAUUUCACCGAAGGCCUUGUCUGGUCGCACUGCUACGACGGCGCCCCGGCCUACCGGCUCCGGCCGCUGGAGCGCCAUCUGCGCAACCGCAGCUUCUCGCAGUGGUCUUCGUGGCACGCACGAGUGCGUGGACCCGAGUGGGCGGGGUUCGGCGCGGGCAGAUAUGACGUGCUGCGUUUUGUGGAAACGAUGGUUAAUGGCCGGCAUAGGCUAGGCCAACCGCCUGACGAGCGGAUGUAUGUGUCGCUGAUGAUUGCGGCAGCGCGGAUGGGGAAGACAGAUGGUAUUCACGGGGUGUUGAAGACGGCGUGGAAUGUGGAUGUGGAGGCGUUGAAGAGUGGGGAGCUAGAGAGGAGGCCCGUUGCGGUGCCGAUGGAGCGCAGCUCGGCGUUGUACCCUGGGCAGCGGUUGCUUUUUGGGAUUGCGCACGCGUUGGGGACGAACGGGGAUAUUUUUGGGCAGCCGAGGACUAGAGGGCGGGAUAAGGAGGCUGCGAGUGUUGGGCAGGUUUCGUCGGAGUUGGUGCGGAUUAUCUUCACCACUAUGACAGAGGAGCCAUAUAAUGUUGUCCCGAAUAUGUUGGCAUGGCGGUUUAUGAUGAAGAUCAGCAUGACGGAUGGCACCCUGGAUGAAUUCAAGGGCUAUGCGCAAGAGGCGUAUGACUUGCUGCGCAGAACAAGAGCACGGCAGGCGGAGGCAUACGAGCUCAUAAUUCGAUGUCUACAGCCAUCACUGGGUGCGGCAGUAAGGCAGAUAAAGCGAGAAGGCCAUGACAUCAGGACGGCGAGGAAGCAUGGUGUUCUACACCACACUGACCACUUUGACUCCCCGCAUCUCUCAGAUGCAAUCAGCGCUUAUGAGAUUAUUCGGCUAGAGGUUUACCAACAAGAGUACCUCCUCAAGCGCACGAUAUUCAACGCCCUCCAGGUCCGGGAAUGGGCGGGCACGCCAGACGAACAAUGGUAUUACCAAGAACGGCCAAAAAUGAUGCAGGAAUGGAAGGAUUUCCUUCCAGAAAAGAUCGUACUGACCACUCCCGACGGCAAUAAGAACGCACCAAUCAAACGAUAUAGAAACGAUAAAAACCUCUUUGCGCCGGCCGACACGCCUCAGUUACGAGAGGAAGUCAAAUGGGAUGAAUUACUCGCUGCAUACCCGUUCUUGGAUGAUAAGAAAACAGCGCCUUGCCUGCGCCGCGUGUUCCGAUUCCGCAAAGAACCCUCCGAGAAACUGAAGAAGCAUCUGCUCAGGCUUCGGACAUCCAGCGUUGAAUAUCCGCCUGACAACCCAUUGUCUUCCAAAAACAAUCCUAGCGGAGAGCUAUUCGGGCGUCUCGCUGCACUAGGGAUGCUGAAGUCCCCAAAACAUAGUGUGUACAGGCUGGAUGAUGAUUCGUUGAUUUAG
Messenger RNA from Penicillium chermesinum, 1902 nucleotides. RefSeq lists its product as uncharacterized. Lineage: Eukaryota; Fungi; Ascomycota; Eurotiomycetes; Eurotiales; Aspergillaceae. The transcript has 4 exons. The record is from RefSeq and is a predicted model, not a curated record. Bases 1 to 1902 code for a protein of 633 amino acids.